CGUCAAGAAGUGCUACGGAGCUGAUUGUGAAGGUUACCUCAAGUCAGUUCGGUGCAUAUAACGCUAUUUGAACGCAUUUCGAAAGGAGUAAAAAAAAAAAAACUGGCGGGACAGCCACCUUUGCAGACGCGGAUCUCUUCAGGGGAAUGGUAUUAUAUGAAACCGGUGUUUAACGCAGAACAAACUUCUGCAAGUUUUAAAAACUUUUAAAAAGCAAGGUAUGCAUGGAUGGGACUGGGAUGAAGCCAGUGUUAUCACUAUGGAGGUAGUUUGAAUGAGUGCACUUCUCCGCGAAAAGUGAUCGUUUUGUAGAUUCGUGAUAGUCACUGUGUGUUUUCCAUUUUGAUUUGUGGCGCACUAUAGCGGGCAGGACGGUGGAGCCUCUUUUUGCCGGUCGCGUGGCUUCUUUGUGUACAGCUGCUGUUUCUGUGCGCGUGUUGAAACACUGUGGCCUGGACAGGAAUCACAAUCCUCGAGGAAAAGAUCUGACAUCCCACAACUGCUUAUAGUUUUCAAAAUUAGGAGCGCUUACUAACGCCGGUGAAGGAGGAUUACUUUAAACUUCACACAUCAUCCCUCUCCCUUUCCCCGAGCUAUCCCGUGCCGUCCCGACUAGGCUACAGCUCGCCGCUCUCCAUUGCUCUGCGCGUGGAUUGUAAAGAGAGAAAACAAAUUGAGCUCAGUUCAUUGUACAGCUGCGCUCUUCACUGAAACAUCAUGGAUGUACGCUUUUACCCGGCUGCCGGAGGGAAUUCUAUUCCUGGAGAUCCAGCCAACCUGGAUUUUUCCCACUGUUUGGGAUACUACAACUACAAUAAGUUUGCGAACAACAAUUACAUGAACAUGGCAGAAGCCAACGGAGGCCUGCUCGGUGGCGAUACGUUCCACACCCCCAGCCUGGGCGACGAGGAGUUUGAGAUCCCCCCCAUCACCCCACCGCCAGAGACGGAGUCCGGCCUGGGUCUGUCGGACAGCGACUCGCCCUUCCCCAACAUGCCCGAGCCGCCACCCCCCCAGAGGGGCAACUACAUCCCCCAGUUCCCCCCACAGAGCAUGGAGCUGCCCUCCAUCACUAUCUCUCGCAACAUGAUGGGCCACGACGGAGGCCCGCUGCCCAUGAAUAUUGGCCAGCCCCAUCUCCGCCAGUACCCGCCCAACCCAGCCAUGGUGAUGCGCUCCAUCAUCAGCGUCAACAACCCCAAUGGCAUGAUGUCACGGAACCAGCUGACCACCAUCAACCAGUCCCAGCUCAACGCUCAGCUGGGCAUGAACAUGACUGGACCCAACAUCGCCCACACCUCCCCCUCCCCACCUGCCAGCAAGUCAGCCACCCCGUCCCCCUCCAGCUCCAUCAAUGAAGAUGAAGGGGAUGAAGGCAAUAGACAGCAGAUGAUUGGGGAGAAGCGCCCAGCCCCUGAUGCCAACAAGGUCAAGCCCAAGACUCCCAAGAAGAAGAAGAAGAAGGAUCCCAACGAGCCGCAGAAGCCUGUGUCGGCAUACGCCCUCUUCUUCAGAGACACCCAGGCCGCCAUCAAGGGACAGAACCCCAACGCCACCUUCGGGGAGGUGUCCAAGAUCGUUGCCUCUAUGUGGGAUGGUCUGGCAGAGGAACAGAAGCAGGUCUACAAAAGCAAAACAGAAGCUGCCAAAAAGGAAUAUUUAAAAGCCCUCGCAGCCUACCGUGCCAGUUUGGUCUCAAAGGCGGCAGCAGAAUCUGCAGAGGCCCAGACCAUCCGCUCCGUGCAGCAGACGCUGGCCUCUACCACCCUCUCCCCGGCGCUGGUGAUGCCCACCCCGCUCAACCACAACCAGCACCCCAACAUGUCGGCGGCCCAGGCAGCCGCAGCCGCCCAGGCCCUGCAGCAGGCCCUGCCCAGGGCCAUCGCUCCCAAGCCCCUGAUGCAGGUCGGGGGAAACCAGAUUGUGACCUCGGUGGCCGUGGCUCACCAGAACAUGCCCGGCGGCAUCCCCUCACAGUUGCUGGGGCAGAUGGGCCCAGGUCAGGGCGGCAGGGGCGGGCCGGGCAUGGAAGGCGGCCCCCGCGGCGGCGGCGGUGGUGGAGGUCCACCACAGGUGUCUGGUGGGCCAGGCUCGCAGAUGAGCCCCCCCAUGCCUGGAGUGCCGCAGUCCCGCGAGCAGCAGCAGCAGCAGCAGCAGCAGCAGCAGCCGCUCAACCAGCAGCAGCAGCAUGCGGCUCUGCAGCAGCUCCAGCAGCAGCAGCACCUGCAGCAGCACCACCAGAUGCAGCAGCAGCAGAUGCACCACCAGCAGAUCCAGCAGCAGAUGCAGCACCAACACUUCCAGCACCACCUGCAGCAGCAGCUACAGCAGCAUCACCUGCAGCAGCAGCAGCGGGAUCAGCAGCAGCAUCCAGGACAGCAGCAGCAUCCGCAGUCGCAUCUGCCGCCGCAUCAGCAACACCUGCAGCAGCUGCAGCACAUGCAGAUGCAUCAGCUGCACCAGCAUCAGUUGCAGCAUCUCCAGCAGCAGAGGGAGCAGCAGCAGCAGCAGCAGAGAGAGCAGCAACAGCAGCGAGAGCAACAGCAGCAGCAGCACCAGUCUCAGUGUUCCCCUGCCCAGCACUCUCCCGGCACCCCACACUCAUCCACGAUGGGCAGCCCGGCCCCGGCCUCAGCUCCACAGCAAGGGCCCCAGCACCACCCCUCACAGAUCCAGGCCCACGCCCUCUCCCAAGUCAGCAUUUACUGAGCCAAAUGCACGCGUGCGGUCACACGUGUGGUCAAUCCUAUUUCAGAAUAAAAGGAGGUGAGGAUGGAUACAGGAUGGAAAAAUAAAAGCAUCAUUCCAUGUUGCUUUUCUAAGUUGCACUUAAGAAGUGUGUAAGAAUUAGAAUGUUUUACAAAGAACUUGUCCAUUGUUCUAGACGGAUAUUCAAGAUGUGUACAAAUAAUUAAAAAACAAAACAAAACAAGAGGGUUAGGGUUGGCCGGGGGACAUAAUCUUAAGCUGGACUUUGUCUAUAAAAUAGGCUGCGCUAUGAAGAAAGCUGGUUGCUGAGUGCCCAAUUAUUGUUUGUAUGUAAUGUUAGUCUUGCUCUGUUUUUCGCUCUAUCGUCGAUUUAAAAAACAAAAAAAACACAAGAAAAAAUGAACUUCAGGGCGAACCUUGGUGAGCCACAGACAGUGAAUUAUCCACCAUGGACGCACGCCCUGCUUUUUAUUUAACAAAGCUUUAUUUAUGAGGUCAACGUUGCCAGUGCUCUGUCCAGGUUCUUGGCAACACGGAAAAGAUCUCAACAGUUCGACAAAAAAAAACUGCACAGGUUUGACCUCUACGGAUGAUACAUCCUGAAGGAGACAUUUUUACAUCACAAGAAGGGGAACCCCUGAACUUGGUGAAACAACAAACGGUACAAAAAGCUGGUGGUCAACACUCUUUCGAAUGGUUGUUUCCUCCCUGGCCAGUAAGUUUCGUCAGACUUUGACUUCCUCUCCCUCCACCUAAUACUCUAUUUUCUCUGCUAACCAACGUUGCUGCCCCAGCCCCAGCCCCACAUUCCUGUAGAUUUAGCCAUUCAACAGCUGCCUAAAGGGAGUCAGUCAAUCAAUUCACAGCAACAAUUCUCAAUCCAAGUGACGUUUCAGUAUGAGCACAUUCAUCCUCUGUUAUCAGACGUCGAGGACAGAAAGGGAACUGAAGAAUGGUGGCCAUGGUGUCGUGCCAUGGAUCAUCUCAAGGUGUGGGCAGACUGUACAGCGUGCGAUGCUGACCUGCUGUACUAUUUUAAUGUAUGGAAGGGUGAGGAGGAAGAAAGACAGUCCGAGUUGGUCUGCGCUGAUUUGCUCAAAGGUGUACAAAUGGCACUCCGAGAACACAGAGAAAGAAAGAAAAUCCUCCUUUUAUGUAUUUGUCUUUACCUCAGAUGUUUAAUGAACUUAAAUUAUGUUUCUAUUUGUUUUCAUUUUGUGAAAUAAAGUGCAUAUUUUAUGGGGGGAGGGGGGAAACUAAAUUCCAGUUCUAGGUUGAUGGUUUCACGAGUAAUGUAUUUUUACACUAUUCCUUGAUACCACAAACUUAUCUUAUGGCAGAAGAUAAAGGAAAAAUACUUAGCUGAGACAUUUCGUUGCACUGUCAAAGCCAACAGAGAAGGCAUUGGAGGUAUUUUGUGCCAGCUGUAAUGGAUUCUGUAAAAAUAAAAGAGAAAAAGAUGUACAUUUUUCAUAUCACCUGUUGUAAAGUUUUAAUAUGUGAGGCUUUAAUUAAAACAUUGGUAAACUGACCUGUGGAUUGCUAUAUCACAUAGUGCAUUUCUGCUCUUUUAUACGUUUUUCUAUGAGUUACAUUAGCAGCAAUUCAUUUGUUUGUAUUUUGCUUACAGAUUAAAAAAUCAACCUGCUUUGAAAGUCUAUCCAUAGAUUAAGCGCAUUUCAGUAUGAAAUCUGAUAUUUUUGAGCUCUCCGUAGGCAAAUUUAUUUCAGUUUUUUGCUUGGCCAUCUGAAGGAGCAACAAGAGACAUUCCGUUACUAAUGUGAUAUAUUAGCCAUAAUUUUGUAUGGAGUAUUCUAUAUUUCUUUGUGUCUCUUUGUUUGCAAUUAAAAAAAGAAACAAUCACAAAUAUUUAUUUCAAAGAAUCAGUUCAUUUCUUAAGAUGACAUCAGCCAUAAUUUUUUUUUGUACGGACUUUAUCCUCAUCCUGUGUCCAUGUUGGCCAUUUGAAAAACUACAAAUAAUGAAAAAAAUGUUUAAAUGCUUAGCACCAAAAUCACUCCGGAGGAAGUCAGAGGAGAGGAGGAGACAUUUGUAUUGUUUUCUAUAGGGAUAGUACUCUACUGAGGAUUCAUGUUGCCAUUAUGAUAGUGUGUACUGUUUUUCUCAGUGAUUGAGUACCCUUGUAAUUGUGUGUGUUUAAAAAAAUAAUAAUAACAGUGCUGAGACUGGACAGGGUCAGCGUGUAACUGCUACUUGUCUCAAUAACAGUCCCAUUCUCACUGACCAGUGCCUCUG
Messenger RNA from Engraulis encrasicolus (European anchovy), 4965 nucleotides. RefSeq names its product TOX high mobility group box family member 3 (gene tox3). Gene Ontology annotation, biological process: regulation of transcription by RNA polymerase II. Bases 718 to 2709 code for a protein of 663 amino acids. Gene Ontology annotation, cellular component: nucleus. Gene Ontology annotation, molecular function: chromatin DNA binding. Lineage: Eukaryota; Metazoa; Chordata; Actinopteri; Clupeiformes; Engraulidae. The record is from RefSeq and is a predicted model, not a curated record. The transcript has 7 exons.